GCGUCCUAGAGGGGGAUGGGGAGCACAGUGAGGCGUCCUAGAGGGGGAUGGGGAGCACAGUGAGGCGUCCUAGAGGGGGAUGGGGAGCACAGUGAGGUGACCCAGAGGAGGAUGGGGAGCACAGUGAGCAGAAUGGAGACAUAAAAGGGACUGAGGAAAAGACGAAUGUAGAUGUGGAAGGAGAUGGGACUGUAGAGAGGGGUAGGGAGCACAAAUUAAAGAGAAGGGGGCCGUGGAGGGGGAGCAGAGGUUGAAGAGGGCCUGGGAGAGGUUUAGGAAGUCAUGAGGGACCCCUAGCAAGAGAGCCUUUUCUGGUCUCUGAGCCGAGUUGCCGACCGGUGAGGGGAAGCGCCUGGGGCCCGUGGGUGCCGAGCAGCUGCUCUCUUCUUUCCCAGGUGUGUUGUCUGGGUCUUCCAGCCUGGGAAGCUGAUGUCUGAGAUGAGGCUCCAGCCGCUGUCUCCACAUUUAGGGGCUCAAGUGGUUAGUUGGUUAGGAAAAAACUGUAAAGGACCUCCUGGUGACAUGAGACAACCACUUUCUGGAAAGUCCUUCUACUUGGAUCUGCCUGCUGGGAAGAAUCUUCAGUUUCUGAUGAAGGCUAUUCAGCAGCUGGGUGGAGUAAUUGAGAGCUUUCUAAGCAAGGAAGUAAGCUACAUAAUUACUAGUCGAAGAGAACCCAAAACAGAGAAGAGUACCUCGGGUCAGCAAGGCUUUUCAAACCUUAGGAAAAGACGGGUAGAAAUGACCUCUCCAACUGAUCCUAAGGUCGGCCAGAAGCUUGGACCAAAGUCAAGAGAUACUGUCCCCAUGAGCAGAGGGAAAGAGCUGCUGCAAAAAGCCAUCAAAAAUCAGGGUAGCAUCAGUAGCAGCCCAAGUGGUAGCAGUAGCCUCCUGACCAAUGCCCGAUCCUGGGGGGUACAGAUCCUCCACGUCGAUGAAAUGUUGACUCAUGUGCAACAGCUGUGCCUUGGUAUUUUGCGUAUGACUGAACAAGAACAGAAGAAGUCAAAGAAAGCAUGUGCAGCAGUAAAAUCAAGAGCUCCUAAAGUGGCAAGAUUGAAGAUUCCAUUCUUAAAGAUCGAAGACAGCAGCAGGAAAUUCCAACCUUUCUACCAUCAGUUCAAGCGUUUUCCUGAGCUUAACUUCCUGGGACCCCAAAACACGAGUCCAUUUGAAACUAUGAGAACCUCCUUCCGCAAACACAAAGCCAAAGAUCCUGAAGGUGAGCUGAGCCCCCAUUCUCCAGCCUGUACAGUGCCCAGGAGAAAGAAGGGGUACUGUGAGUGUUGCCAAGAGGACUUUGAGGAGCUCCAUGUGCAUCUCCAAAGUGACCAACACAGGGGCUUUGCUGUGGAAGCAUCCAAUUAUACAGCAGUGGACCAGAUAACAUCCCAGCUCAGCAAUAACUUUGCUGAACUCUCUAUUCAGGUGCUACCCCCCAGGCUGUCGGAUUCUCCAGCUGUUGGCCAGGAACAACAGAGCUUGGGUUCUUUGCAAAGACCAACUCCUCUCGACCACUUUCCAGAUCCCAGGGCAUCAUCUCCCAGGACAAAUGGAGAUUCAGGAAGUGCUGGGAAGAUGCGAGGUGACCAUUUGUCAUCAGGCACUCUUGCUGUCUUGGCACCAGCUCAACAGACUAGUGGUGGGAAAGCUCUAGGAAUGGAAAACUCUGAGAAGUUGGGGCAAUUGGCUGGGACAGUUGGGAACUCCUCAGGAGCACCAUCCCUUGUUCACCAGCUCACUCUGGCCUGUGCUGCUUCUGGGAAGCUCUUGGCUCAACCCUACUGUUGUGACGAGUCAGCACCCCCUCCUUUCCUCAAUGAGCAAGAUAGGGCAGGGAUGGGACAUAAGCGGAAACUCCAGGCCCCUAAUUGUAGGGCUGAGAAGAAACUUCGGGUGCCCACUGAGGCUGUGCCCUGCCCCAGCAUCACAGAUACACCUGUCCUAUGUCCUCUAGUAAUGAGCCAGGAGCAAAGAGACACACUCUCCCCCACUCAUAACCUUACCGUGAAUCCAGACAUUUUGCUUGCCUCUCCAGUUGGUGCUAUCCACAAGUCUGUGUCUCCCUCACAGCCCAGUUCCCCUAGCAAGCUGCGGAGAGAUUCACCAUGCUCUGAUCACCCAGGCUUGGAAGUAGACAUAAUAACAAAGGUGUCUGAAGAGGGAAGCCCUUUUUCCCUCCAAGAAGAUGCACAAAUUGCCCCAAGAUUGUCUCCCUGUUGGGUCUCUAGACCUUCCCCUGACCAUCAUUCUCAGUCUAGCCACUCAGACUGCCAACCUGCACCCAUCCCACUGACAACCUUGAACUCCAAGAAGCAUUCCCCAUCGUCAGAGGAUGUGGGGUCCCUGCCCCCUUGCCCACCAACAGAGAGACAAGGUAAUCCAGAUGGCACUUGGUGCCCUGUUCCUUCUGCAGCCCCUGCCUCUCUCCUUCCUGCUAAAGUUAGCUCGCCGCUGCUGGAAGAGCCCUGUUCUUCAGAGUCAGAGUGGGACACGCAGCUCCUCUCAAAACUGGAGAGGCCACAGGCUUCUCGAGACCGCUCCUUGGAUGCCGAGGGUCUCCGCCGGGCCCGGAUUAUGAUUCUAGACAGUGGUUAUGAGUCUCACCUCUAUUCUGUACUACAACCCAAACCAGAGCUAGACUGGGAAAGGAAAGAAGAGCAGAAUAAAGGGAAUUGCCGGACAGAGACAGAUGGGGCCCCCUUUUUGACCUUUGAGGCCUGCCUGGACACAUGGACCAGCUGAGUAAACUCCUUGAAGCCAGUAGUACAGAGAGCUGGGAAUAUGUGUGGACCCAGCCUAAUCUAGCCUAGCUGACCUCUAGAGAUUUCAUGUAGAAUGGCCUGGCCUGGGCUGACCUGAUGCUCCCCAGUUGUGACUUCACCAUCUACAUGCCUUUAUGCAGGGCAAUGAUCCUUAACCAGGAUAUUACUACCUCCCUCCCUGCAGGACUGGUGCAGAGAAAGCUUGCAAAUACAACAAAAGUUACAUUCACCCUUGUUUUUUAUUAUAUCCAAAGCAUUUAUCCCUUUUAAAAGGCUGUUUCCCUAGAAUUAGCCUCCCUUCCCACAAACAUCUGGUUCACUUGUGUCUGAUCUCCCCCUCCGUGUCUGCCAAAUAGAAUCAUCCUGAAUCUGAAUCAGGAGGGGGCUGGGGCGAUUGGGACUUGCCAAGCCCAUGGAGCUUCCUCCCAACACACUUAGCUGACUUCCAGCUCUGACCUUUCCCCUCCAUUCCAGCAUGGGGCUGGGUGGGAAGCUGAUGUCAGCUCUUCCAGCUGUCUCCCUAGGCUCAGAACCACCCCCAAUAACUUAGAAGUCCUUCUUUUCUGAGAUAAUUGUCUUCACUCCACUUACUCCCCCAUUACUUUCCUCACUCUGAGCCCUCGCUCCACUCUGCUCAACCAUUAAUCUGUAAAUAGAGAUGGAUUUCCUAUUGAUUCCUUGUAUGCUUCUCCCCCCCCCCCCCUUAAUCUAUGCUGCAGCUUUCAUUCUCUUGUCUGUCUGUGUCUCUUUCCUCCACUCAUUCUUUUAAUUGGAACUGCCUGAGGCUUGAUGCUAUUAAAUGACAAAGUUUAGGAGAAGGUUGGCAUAGGUCCCCAUGAAGACCUUAGUUAAUAACUUGGAAAUGAAAUAACUGAAUAUACAAUCCCCAAUUCCCUGUUUGGCAUUUUAAAUAGUAUUUCUGAGUAAAUUGAGAAAUUUUAAUUUUGUUAUGAAGAAUAUAAAUAAAUAGAUUUGUUAACAAGGUGACAACUGAUUGUGUAUGUAAUGCUUUACAUACACCAUCUCAUCUUGUUUGAUCAGAACAAUUGAUCCACAUUGGAAAGAGUACUGAAUUUAGAGUCGGAGGUUCAAAUAUCAUUGAGUCUCAACUUCAUCUGUUAAAUGAGAGUUCAACUAGGGAUUCACUGUAGUCCCAGCCUAAGUCCUGUGGGUCCUUUCCAUUAAGUACUGUGUAACUCCCCAUCGUGACUGUAGCCUGGCUAUUACCCAUAUGUCAUCAUCUCCAUUGAAGUUUCCAGUAAGACCUCCCCCAUUCCCCUCAGAGAAUUGUUUACCCGCUCUGAUUGCUUGUAGUGCCACUUCUGGACCAACAGUUCGCCAGCAUCCCUUGUUCUUCAUUUGAAGACUUUGCCAUUGGACAGCGCUAACUAUUCCAUUUACAUCACUAUUCCCACUGGAGUUACUCUAGUCCCUGUUCCUCUAUCUUCUACAUAGCCUAAUGCCAUCAUCUUCCACUACUUCAUUAUUAACUCAAGCCCCAGUGUUGUAAAAUCCUUAGCCUAUUGGAGAUCUGCAUCUUCUACUUGUGCACCUUUUCAUGACAUGGCAGCCCCAAUCCCAAACUGGGUGCCCCACCUUUUCUAGCCAUAGUCUUAUUUGUCAUUGUUACCAUUGAACCGUCAACUCAAUGCCAGGAGUAAGCCAUUGUUCUCUUCUGACUUCAUAGCCAACUACAUCAAUACAGACUUCCCUAAAACUCAGUAUGUUUUAUCUUAUUUUCCCUACUUCUUUCCUCCCACAAAUACAAAUGCAUAAUUAAAUGGUUCCUGACUCAUUUGCCAGUCAUUAAUAUAGAACUUAGUUAUCCUUUACUUUUGCUUUUCAUCCUCCAUAUCAAAUUAGUAUGCAAGUUCAUAAUAUCCUUCAAAUCUUCCCUUUUUAUUUAUACUUCUGUAGUUCAGGGCGACCAGGUGG
Messenger RNA from Sarcophilus harrisii (Tasmanian devil), 4700 nucleotides. It is a transcript of the gene DBF4B, whose product is annotated as DBF4 zinc finger B. The coding region runs from base 430 to 2745 and encodes 771 amino acids. The record is from RefSeq and is a predicted model, not a curated record. Gene Ontology annotation, cellular component: nucleus; Dbf4-dependent protein kinase complex. Lineage: Eukaryota; Metazoa; Chordata; Mammalia; Dasyuromorphia; Dasyuridae. Gene Ontology annotation, biological process: positive regulation of nuclear cell cycle DNA replication; regulation of cell cycle phase transition. The transcript is spliced from 12 exons. Gene Ontology annotation, molecular function: nucleic acid binding; zinc ion binding; protein serine/threonine kinase activator activity.